GGAAGCGCCGGCGGCCCCGGAGCGCAGGUAAACAGCCAAGAUGGCGGCGGAGGCCGCGGGCCCGGCGGGGCCCGGCAGCGGCGGCGGGACGGGCCUGACGGACCUGCCGGGCGAGCUGCUGGAGCUCAUCCUCUGCUGCGACGUGCUGGGCGCCGCCGACAUCGGCCGCGUGUCCUGCACCUGCCGCCGGCUGCGCGAGGCGUGCCAGCCCCGCGGCAAGGUGUGGCGGGAGCGCUUCCGCCUCAGGUGGCCGUCCCUGCUGAAGUACUACAGCCACAGCGACAGUGUCAGCUGGCUGGAGGAGUACAAGGCGCGCCACCACGCGGGGCUGGAGGCACAGAGGAUUGUGGCUUCCUUCUCCAAAAGGUUCUUCUCAGAACACGUCCCCUGUGAUGGGUUCAGUGACAUUGAGACUCUGGGGUGCCCCAGCCAUUUCUUCGAGGAUGAGCUGAUGUGUAUCCUCAACAUGGAAGGAAGGAAAGGUCUCACCUGGAAGUACUAUGCAAAGAAAAUUCUCUAUUUCCUACGGCAGCAGAACAUACUGAAGAACCUGAAGGAGUAUCUGCAGCGCCCCACGGAGCGGCAGUCCUUCCUGGAGGGUGCUGUUCUGAUUGAUCAGUACUGUAACCCCCUAUCAGACAUCUGCCUGAAGAGUGUCCAGGCUCAGGUGGACGAUAUCACAGACAAAGUGCGCAAAGUGCUGCGGACCAAGAACCCCAGGCACCCCAGCUUGGCUUCCAAGGCAGGAGAGAUUCUCAUUCCAGAAGUGGAACUUCAGAGGCAGGUGCUUGAUGCCAUGAACUGUGUCCUGUAUGAGCAGCUGAAAUACAAAGGCAAUGAGCUGGAUUACUACAACUCCCUGAAUUCCUACAUUCACCAGGUUUUGAUCCGCAGGACAGGGAUUCCCAUCAGUUUGUCUGUGCUGUAUUUAACAAUUGCCAGGCAGCUGGGAGUCAAACUGGAGCCUGUCAACUUUCCCAGCCAUUUCCUGCUGCGGUGGUGUCAGGGGAAAGAGGGGAGCACAGAUAUUUUUGACUACACCUACAUCGAUGCCUUUGGGAAGGGGAAGCAGCUGACAGUGAAGGAGUGCGAGUACCUGAUCGGGCACCACGUGACAGAGGAGUUCUAUGGCGUGGUGACCUCCAAGGAGGUGCUGCAACGCAUGGUGGGGAAUCUGCUCAACCUGGGCAAGAGGGAGAGCACUGACCAGUCCUACCAACUGCUGAGAGACUCCUUGGACCUGUACCUGGCCAUGUAUCCAGACAAUGUGCAGCACCUCAUGCUCCAGGCCAGGCUGUACUUCCACCUGGGAAUCUGGCCAGAAAAGGUGCUGGACAUCCUGCAGCACAUCCAGGUGCUGGACCCGUCGCAGCACGGGGCCGUGGGGUACCUGGUGCAGCACACCCUGGAGCACAUCGAGCGGCGCAAGGAGGAGCUGGGCCCCGAGGUCAAGCACCGCUCUGAUGAGAAGCACAAGGAGGUUUGCUUCUCCAUCGGCCUCAUCAUGAAACACAAGAGGUAUGGCUACAACUGUGUGAUUUAUGGCUGGGAUCCUGCCUGCAUGAUGGGCCACGAGUGGAUCCGGAACAUGAACGUGCACAGCCUCCCCCACGGCCCCCACCAGCCCUUCUACAACGUCCUGGUGGAGGAUGGCUCCUGCAGAUAUGCUGCCCAAGAGAACCUGGAGUACAACUCGGAGCCUCGGGAGAUCCCUCACCCCGACAUCGGCCGCUAUUUCUCCGAGUUCACCGGCCUUCACUACCUGGCAAAUACCGAGCUGGAAAUUCGGUACCCGGAGGAUCUGGAGCUCACCCGAGCCACAGUGGAGAAGAUUUACAGCCCAGGCAAGGAGUGAGUGCCAAAGGCAGCCUGGGGACAGAAGCAGCUGGAGUGUAGCUUUACCCUCUUCGCAGAACUUGCAUGGGAAGCAAGUUUGGUGACAAUCUUUGGCUUAAUGCAUUGAAAACUGCAUUGAACUUGGAAACUGGUGCUACAGCAUCUUCCCGUUGUCUGCCUGCCCAUCCUGGCCCACAGGCACAGGGACACUUUGGUACUUGAGGCCCAGCAGGAGGACCUUGCAGGGACAGCUGUGCCAGGAGCGUUGUCCUUGGGAGGGAUCUGCACUUUCUGCUCCUGUGGUGGCCUUAGAAGGUCAACACAGCGAGAUCCUGGUGUGGAAUAUGGAGGAACCCCCUCUUCCAGAGAAGGAAGUUGCUUGUCCUGGCAGUAUGUUUGUUUGGCUGUGUCUGUCUGGUUUGGUUUGAGUCUAUACCAUGCAGAUGAUAGUUUUUAAAGUC
Messenger RNA from Prinia subflava (tawny-flanked prinia), 2297 nucleotides. It is a transcript of the gene FBXO21, whose product is annotated as F-box protein 21. Gene Ontology annotation, molecular function: protein binding; DNA binding. The transcript has 12 exons. Bases 41 to 1855 code for a protein of 604 amino acids. Lineage: Eukaryota; Metazoa; Chordata; Aves; Passeriformes; Cisticolidae. The record is from RefSeq and is a predicted model, not a curated record.